CCCGAAUCGUCUAACCAGGAAAUACAUCACGGAAGUCGCUAGCUGACACUACGCUUUUAGCUAAAAUAGACAUGAUAUUGCGAUUUCGAGAGGCAAACUGAGAAGCAGAAUUCGGGGAUUUUAUAUUGCACAAAAUAUGUACUAAUAGACAUUGCAUUUGAUAGGUAAAAGAGAUGAGGAGACGUACACUGUGAUCAACGAUAGCUAGCCUAGCACCUGCCGACAGCUGUGACCACAAUGUCCAGUCCACAAGCUACACUAACGUUACAGUAUGAGAAAUGCAUCAACCGACGUUAAUCUUCUUUAGCUAAAUUCUCUUUCGGCUUUGCAUCAGUUCUCGCUCCUCGGUUUAGAGGAGGAUAGCGUCGCUACAGUAUCUGCCUUGCACAUUUCGUACUUGAAGGACUAUACUCAAUCGGCAGCAUGUUUCAGAAGACCUCUUUCACGACGCUCAUAGUCGGGGUGUUUGUUGUGUAUGUUUUGCAUACUUGCUGGGUGAUGUAUGGCAUCGUUUACACCAAGCCUUGUGAGAACCCCAAAUUCGAAAACUGCCUCAACCCUUAUCUGGCAGGAAAACCACGACUCCAGGUUGGUAUGCAUCAUUGAAGCUAGCUAGAUGGAAUGCAAACUUAGUCAGCCAGCCGUUUUGCAAUAGCUAAGUGUGUGAACGUUUGCUGUGUUGUUGGUUUUUCCUCCAUUUUCAGCUGAGUAUCUACACUGCUUUACGACCCAAUGCUGAUGGUGGACACACCCUCAUUCACAAGGAGGAGGACUUUGAUGUGGAGUCCAAGUUUGAAAGGUGCAACUUUUCUUACAGUGACAGGAUAUGGCUGUAUAUAUGUCCGUUGUAAUAAGCAGGAUGAUCACCUAUGGAAACUUUGUGGUAGACACAGUGAUCUCUGGGUAGUUGCAGGAUUACUUGGACUUCAUAUAAGCAAGUCAUCCAAAACGGCUGCCCAAAUUCAUUGUAGAUGGUUAAAUGUUAACGUUGAACAAACAGUCAAUAGACUAUUUCAACCUGCGAAGUUGUACCUCUCCCUGCUAUAUCUAUUUAUCCCUUUUCCUAAAGGAUUGUGAAUGUGUCCCUCCCGAAGAAGACCCGUAAGAAUGGGACGUUGUAUGCCAUGGUGUUUGUACACCAGGCAGGCAUGUCUCCGUGGCAGGACCCCAGGCAGGUGCACCUGGUGACCCAGCUCAUCACCUACAUGAUACCCAAACCACUGGAGGUCAGCCUGAUCUCAGGGGAGGAAGCACCAAAGGUCAGACUACUAUUACACCACACAAUGGCUGCGUUCCCUAAAUAGUGCACCAUGGGCUCUGGUCAAAAGUAGUGCACUCUAAGCAAAUAGGUUGCUAUUUGGGAUGCAGACAGCAUGUACAAGAGCCAUGGAAAAGCUCCAAAGCAAGUCACUCGUUGGUAUCUAUUUAAAAGCCUUCAUUGUUAAGGUAUGUCCAUACACACACGGUGGCUUGCCUUGGAAUCAACCAUCCUGAAUGGUCCCUCUGUAGCAUGUUUGUCUACAUAAAAAUGUGUUACAUUGGAAUAUCCUUCACAUUGGAAUGCAUUUCUGUGGGGUACGUCUUUCAAACUGUCUUGCUGAUUUUAUUGUUUUGACCACUGCCCUUUUCUGCAUUUUUCAUUAGUGUUGUUUUGUUAUUCACUUGUCCUUUUCUCUGAUCUGUUGUUGUCAUUGUGCCCAGUGCAGCCAGAGCAGCAGAAACGGAAGACUACUACUGGAGGUGACUCUGCAGUGGACCGGCCCGUGUCUCACUGGCGCUCACGUCUCACACUCAAUGUGGUGUCAGAAGACUUUGUCUUCGACAGGGACUUCCUGCCCAGUGACGUGCACCGCUACCUGAAAGUGUAAGCACACGCUUAGCACAGCACUUAGCACUCAUGAUACAAUCUAGCCCUUGACCAUGACUCAGUUCCUUUACAUUACACAUACAAGUAAUUGCCGUCUUCUCAAGGGGAGGGGGUUUGUUAAGAUCCCUGACGCUCGGUCUGAACAUUAACAUGCAUCGCUUGCGGUACAAUUUUGGAAGCAUAAGGACCUUAUCUUUCAUAUCAGCAAGAAAUAAUAAUAAAAAAAUUUUUAAAAAUGGUUUAAUUGAUACACACAUUGAUAGGGUUAGUGUUUCCACAUGGCCAUAUCAUAUCUCCAUGUUAUAGCUCUUCUUUACGGAAAAUAGACUAGAGGCGACCACCUGUGUUAAUUAUCUAUCUAGCAUGCACUGAAGACCUGUGUGUAAGCGUAACUCAGGAAGUGUAGCGGAAGUGUAGUUUCGUCGGAUGGAGCUGCAUAGCUGUAUGGAUCUGUGCAAAACUGCUACAGUAAGUAUAUAUUUUUUAUUUUAAGGAUUAUUUUUUCGCUAAUGAAAGAUAAGGGCCAUAUGUUUUGAAAAGCCGUAUCGCAAGUGAUUAUUAUUGAAGUUUCUAAAUGUUAAAACACAGCGUUGGGAUUGUAGUUCAUGAUGCAGUCGUGGGCAAAGCUAAUGGCUGAGAACUGUAGGGAGAAGGCAGAAUGCCACCUAGAGUUUGAGAGAGCUAGAUACAAUCCAGAAUUGAAAUUCAUCAUACACUUACAAAUAGACACCUGGCACUAAUAUACAAUACACAAUACAAAAAUGCCUUUAUUAGAAACUGGGUGGUUCCAGCCCUGAAUGCUGAUUGACUGACAGCCGUGGUAUAUGAGACGGUAUAUCAUUGAUGGAUUUUCCUUGAUUGUUGUACUGUGUUCAAGAUUUCAAAAUGGAAAAAAGAUGGUGUACCUUCCACUGCUGUUUGUGGAUGAGCUGAGCAACCGAGUGAAGGACUUGAUGGAGAUCAACAGCACCAGCAUUGAACUUCCUCUCACUAUCUCCUAUGACACCAUCUCCCUCGGGAAACUCCGCUUCUGGAUUCACAUGCAAGAUGCCGUCUACUCCCUGCAACAAUUCGGUGAGUAGUACCAUGGAAAUAUAAUUCUAUGGGUGACAUUUUCGUAGUGCAAAAGAAUUGUGCAAAGUGCAAAAACUACAAUAAACCUCAUCAUAAUCUCGCAAUGAGAUUUAAUUGGUUUGUUUGUUGUGAUUUCAGGCUUCACUGAGAAAGACGCGGAUGAAAUCAAGGGCAUAUUCGUGGACACCAACCUGUACCUCUUAGCCCUUACCUUCUUUGUAGCUGCCUUUCAUGUAAGACUAAAGUCUAACUGUUCCAUAUAGAUUAAGUGACAUUCAUCUUUAAUGGAUGAUUCUGACUCACAGGCCUAAAUCAGGGAUGGACAACUUUGAUGGGGGUAGGGGCCACAUAAAAUCUGAAAUCAUCAUGCGGGUCUGCCGGCCCUAGCAAAUGUUGUUGCCACAAGAGAAAAACUUCUGAUGCACAACCACAUUUUGAAAUAGCACCUUGUGUAUUCUAAUUCUCAAUAGUAAAUUGAGACCCCGACUGAUUUCCUACAAAUAUUUCCUUUGCAGCUCCUCUUUGAUUUCCUGGCCUUUAAAAAUGACAUCAGCUUCUGGAAGCAGAAGAAAAGCAUGGUGGGGAUGUCCAGCAAAGCAGGUGGGUUGAUUUCUCACUAGGAUGCUGUUAGGCAGGGUCGGGGUCAAUUCCAAUUGAAGUUAAUCAAUUCAGGAAGUAAAUCGAAUUUAGAAGUUAAAAAAAAUAAAUAGCUUCUCCUUUUCAGUUUAUUGAUAAAUGAUUGAAAAUAAAUGCUAUUCUUUUUCAAUUAUUUAAUUGGAAUUUCAGUUUACUUCUUGAAUUGACUGACUUCAACUCAAAUUGAGCCCAACCAUGGCUGUUUUGGAUGGAUGGUCUUCUCUCUGUGUGCCCUGGUUUGUCAUCCAGACAAACUGCAGAUACCUGUAGUCACAUUGGUGGGUGUGUCUUAGUUCAAAUGUCUUAGUGUGCUGAUGUGCCAUAUGAUAUGCGUUUGGUUCUAUAACUGAUUGUAACUGACAGCUAAAGUUGUGUUUAAGGCUAUAAUCCAAAUGGUCACCAAUAUGAACUUGUAUUGCUCUCUCACGUUAAACCACAAAUACAACCGACGUUGUGGCUAUUCAGUGGAGUUGAAUAUAACAUAUAUGCCUUUGUGUGUGGGAUGAUAUGCAAUUAAGCAAUAAGGCCAGAGGAGGUGUGGUAUAUGGCCAAUAUACCACGGCUAAGGACUGUUCUUUGCACGACGCAACGAGGAGUGCCUGGACACAACCCUUAGCCGUGGAAUAUUGGCCAUACAUCACAAACCCCCGAGGUGCCUUAUUGCUAUUAUAAACUGGUUACCAAUGUAAUUAGAGCAGUAAAAAUAAAUGUUUUGUCAUACCCAUGGUAUACGGUCUGAUAUACCAUGGCUGUCAGCCAAUCAGCAUUCAGGGCUCGAACCACCCAGUUUAUAAUUGUGUAUAUAACCAAUGGUUGACUAUUCUUCUUAGGCCUGUUUAUGUUAUGUUCCUUUUCCAGUACUGUGGAGGUGUUUCAGCACCAUUGUGAUUUUCAUGUACCUGUUUGAUGAGCAGACCAGCCUGCUGGUCCUCAUUCCUGCUGGAAUAGGCUCCCUGAUCGAGGUACGUCUCCGCACAUGCUGUCAGUGGCUGUGUCCCAAUUGGCACCCUAUUCCCUAUGUAGUGCACUGCUUUUGACCAGGGUUAUGUCCCAAUUAACUCUCCUUCCUCCCAAAGUGUGCACUUGUUCACUAAUUCACUUAUUUGGAAGGAAAUUACAAGUAUAAGAUACAGUGAGCUCCAUAAUUCAUUGGACAGUGACCAUUUUUUUGUUAUUUUGGUUCUGUACUCUAGCACUUUGAGUUUGAAAGGAUACAAUGACAAUGGGGGUGAAGUGCAGACUGUCAGCUUUAAUUUGAGGGUAUUUUCAUACAUAUCGGAUGAACUGUUUAGAAAUUAUAGAAGCUUUUGUACAUGGUCCCCCCAUUUUCGGGCAUCAAAAAACAUUGGACAGUUUAACAUAAUGUAGAAUAAAGUAAUCAUUGUUAAUAUUUGGUCGCAUAUCCUUUGCAUGCAAUGACUGCUUGAAGUCUGCGAUGCAUCGAUAUCACCAGACGCUGGGUAUCUUCCCUGGUGAUGUUCUGCCAGGCCUGUACUGCAGCCAUCUUCAGUUCCUGCUUGUUUUGGGGACUUAUUGCCUUCAUUCUCCUCUUCAGCAUGUAAAAUGCAUGUUCAAUUGGAUUCAGAUCCGGUGAUUGACUCGGCCAGUCAAGGAUUUUCCACUUUUUGGCCAUCAAAAACCCAUUUGUUGCUCUAGCAGUAUGUUUAGGGUCAUUGUCUUGUUGCAUGAUGAAGUGCCGUCCAAUGAGUUUGGAGGCAUUUGGUUUUAUCUGAGCAGAUAAAAUAUUUCUGUAGACUUCAGAAUUCAUUGUUCAACUUCUGUCUGCAGUCACAUCAUCGAUGUGUCUAUUUGUAAGUGUAUGAUGAAUUUCAAUUCUGGAUUGUAUCUAGCUCUCUCAAACUCUAGGUGGCAUUCUGCCUUCUCCCUACAGUUCUCAGCCAUUAGCUUUGCCCACGACUGCAUCAUGAACUACAAUCCCAACGCUGUGUUUUAACAUUUAGAAACUUCAAUAAUAAUCACUUGCGAUACGGCUUUUCAAAACAUAUGGCCCUUAUCUUUCAUGGGCAUUUCUUUUUUUUCUCCACACUUUCCUCUUUCCAUCACUCUGGUACAUGUUAAUCUUUGUCUCAUCUGUCCACAAUACUUAUUUCCAGAACUCUUGGGGCUCUUUUAGGUGCUUUUUAGCAAACUGUAAUCUCGCCUUUCUGUUCUUCAGGCUUAUCAGUGGUUUGCAUCUUGUAGUGUACCCUCUGUAGUGCUGCUGGUGUAGUCUUCUACGUAUGGUAGACUUUGACACAUCUACACCUGCAUCCAGGAGAGUGUUUUUGAUCUGUUGGGCUGUUGUCAGGGGGGUUUUCUUCUCCAUAGAGAGUAUUCUCCGGUCAUCCACAACAGUGGUCUUCCUCGGUCUACUGGGUCUUUUGACAUAAUUGAGUUCACCGGUUGUUUUUUUCUUGUUAAUGAUGAACCAAACUGUUGACUUGGGCAUGGCCAGGGUUUUUGCAAUGUUCCUGAUUGAUUGAUUUUCAUUUCUGAGCCUUAUGACGGCCAGCUUCAUUUCCAUCGACACUGCUGUCUUCCUCAUGUUGUCACACCCCAACAACAAUCUCCAAAGGCAAUAGCAAAGUCUAGAAUCAAUACUAUUCAUCAACAGCUCUCCUGCAUUCACUAACGACACAAAUGAAUACACCUGCCUAACGACACACAUCUGUGAAGCCAAUUUAACAAAUACUUGUAGUACCUUAAAAUGGGGGGACCAUGUACAAACGGUGCUGUAAUCUCUAAACUGUUCAUCCAAUAUUUAUGAAAAUACCCUCAAAUUAAAGCUGACAGUCUGCACUUCACCCUCAUUGUCAUUGUAUCCUUUCAAACUCAAAGUGCUAGAGUACAGAACCAAAAUAACAAAAAAAUGGUCACUGUCCAAUGAAUUAUGGAGCUCACUGUAUAUGGUGGAAACUCCACUAGUAGAUGCCUCCAUCAAUCCAAGGCUUUUAGAUUUGUGGGAAGUAGUGAACGAGUGCACUACUUGGAACGCACAUCAGGGCUCUGGUCAAAAGUAGUCUGCUACAUAGGGAAUAGGGUGCCAUUUUUAACACAGACAGUGUUUCCCUAAAUUCUUCUCCAUUUGCACAGUUACUGUUGUUCAUGUUAGUAUAAUAUCUGACCCCAUUGGAUUUUGCCAGGCAUUUACUUUUCUCAGAUUGAGUCGAUUUUCUUUUUCUGUUUGCUGCAUUUAGUGUACUAUUCAGUGAUUUCUGUUUGCUGCAUUUAGUGUACUAUUCAGUGAUUUCUGUUUGCUGCAUUUAGUGUACUAUUCAGUGAUUUCUGUUUGCUGCAUUUAGUGUACUAUUCAGUGAUUUCUGUUUGCUGCAUUUAGUGUACUAUUCAGUGAUUUCUGUUUGCUGCAUUUAGUGUACUAUUCAGUGAUUUCUGUUUGCUGCAUUUAGUGUACUAUUCAGUGAUUAUCAAUGUUUUCCUCCUUUUGUAGGUUUGAUAAUCCCAUCAUCCGAUGUCCUGGUUUCUCUAAUCCGCUAUGUUUUAGAUCCUUUUAGAUUAUUGUGUCCUUGUAGAUUAUUGCACAAUGUCCUUCCGUGACUCGUAAAUCACUCCUGACUGGUUUCUGUCCCUCUACAGGUGUGGAAGGUGAAGAAAGCCUUUAAGAUACAGAUUAUCUGGAAGGGUGUAAGACCAACGUUCACAGUAAGUCUGGUUUGUUUGUAAAGAUAUGUUUUUCAGAGUUCAUUUGCUCACGAUUACAUUUGUUUUAUGUUAGUUCUAUAUGCAUAUCAAGUGUUUGUCUCACCACAGUUUGGGAAAUCUGACGAAUCAGAGAGAAGGACUGAAGAGUAUGAUACUCUGGUGAGACUUGCUAUAUAUCCUUUUUUGUCCAUAAAAAACCACCAAACAGAGUAAUUGUUCCUUUCUCCUCAAUUUGUAUACAGUAGUAUUGUCAUAAAUUGGAUCCAUUUGAUUUUCCUUGCAAUGUUCUUCUCUUCCCAGGCAAUGAAGUACCUGUCGUAUUUACUCUACCCACUGUGUAUUGGAGGAGCUGUUUAUGCCUUAGUUUUUUUGAGAUACAAAGGGUAGGCUAUAACUUUAUUGUCUGAAUAUUAACAGUUGGAUCUACUACAGCAGGGAUCAUCGACUAGAUUCAGCCGCGGGCCGAUUUUUUAAACUUGAGUGGAUGGUCGGGGGGCCGGAACAUAAUUACAAAAAAUGUGUAGACUGCAAAUUAACUGCAAGAAGCCGAAACAGAUAUAAUGUUUGACUAAAACAUAAUAAUUUCAAACAUUGCUUACAUUUGUAUAUGAUCACGUGUCUCUCUAUUAUGCGUGGGAAUACUUGGGAAAAUAUUUCUUAAAUUAAAAUAACUUGGAGCUGAUUUCCUGGUGUUUUUAUUAUUAUUAUUUUAUGUUUUUGCUCAGAAAACUUUUUGGGCAAAUAAAACCACCCGCAGGCCAAAUUCGGUCCGCGGGCCGCCAGUUGGGGAACCCUGUACUACAGUGAUGGGCAUACUGUAGUCGUUUUUUGGGGAGGGGGCAAUUAUUACUUUGGAUUAAAAACAACCCCAGGCUACACUUGAACAUCUGAUACCUGAUAGAAAGUAUGUGGACAUUUUAAUGGACCUAUAUAUUUUGAAAUAACUGCCCUUUUUUAUGGCCUGCAAAUUGAUUUUGACGAACAAAUCGGUCCAAAAAAAAGAAUCGUCCCUCGGUUGCAUUUCGAAAUCCUAAUCUGAGCCUCUAAAUGUUGCCCUCACCUGGUCUACUACACGGUGUGUGUGUUUUGAAUGUGUAAUAAUGUCUCCUCUGCUUUCUGUUUGACAGUUGGUACUCCUGGAUCAUCAACAGUUUAGUGAAUGGUAAGGUUAUUGAUCUUAUCCUGAGGCCAGCAUGAUUUGCCUUAAUUAACUUUUUCCACUGGGGCUUCCAUACAUAAAAAUCUAUACACACAUAUAUUAUGAUUAUUAUUAAUAUUAUUAUAUUACUUUUGAAAGCUAGAUUUAUUGACUUUGAUGGUUCCUUUUUUGACAGGAGUAUAUGCUUUUGGAUUCCUCUUUAUGCUACCUCAACUCUUUGUUAACUACAAGGUCAGAGUCGUUAUACUAAGUACUAGUGCACAUGUCUUCUGUUAUAUUAUUCAUGAGGGUAAUGGCCAGAUGCUGGUGUCCAUAUCGAUAAUUCUCUUGUUUCAACAGUUUAAGUCCGUGGCACAUCUACCCUGGAAAGCAUUCAUGUAUAAAGUGAGUGGAUAAUAUAUGUAUUUGAGAGAUUGUCGGGUUUUACACUAGAUGUUAGAUGUCUCGGAAAUAGUUUAAUCAUUUAAAGGACAAUUAUAGUAUGUUUACCGGUAUGUGUAGUAAUUGUUGCAAUGAAACAUACAUACAUCUAUCAGAAAAUAAAGACAUCAUAAUAAUAAUAAGUGGAUAAGAAUGAAACUGAGGUAUGUUGAUAAUAGAAGUUUAGAUUUAUUGCGUCUCAUCUUGUCCAUCCCCAGGCGUUCAACACCUUCAUCGAUGACAUAUUUGCCUUCAUCAUCACGAUGCCCACCUCCCAUCGGCUAGCCUGCUUCAGGGAUGAUGUGGUCUUCCUCGUCUACUUGUACCAGAGAUGGUAAGGCAGACACACACACACUGCAGUUUCCCUAAAUUGACUGUUGCAGUUUGUCAAAUGAGUCAUUUGUAACACUAUCUCCAAUGCAUAACAGAAUAUCCUCAGAUUGACUGUCAAUUUGUUUACAACAACCUUUUCCCACCUAUUUUCUCUCCUAAGGCUGUAUCCUGUUGAUAAGACCAGAAUGAAUGAAUAUGGACUGUCUUACGACGAGGAAGAGAAACCCAAAGGGAAAGUCCAUGAAGACUAAAACUAUAACUGAUCACACACGCUGCUCCUGCGAGCCAAGUGUAGAAGAUGGACCUACACGUCGCUGUGCUGGGAUGGGGUACAAUGCCAAUAAAACGCAUUGGUGUUAUUUGUCACAAGGUGGAUUUUCCUAGUAGGGAAGGUUCAGCUAUCCUUACUGCUCUCCUAAGCCCCUCACUUACAUGUAGUCACAUCCUUGCCAGUCACCACCCACCCAACCUUAAACAGUACCUACCCAGACCAUUGAAUACUUGAGUGGGCUUUCCUAAGCAAUGCGAUGAAUAGCACCACACUGGUUGAAUUAGCCACAGCUGCCACCAGUUGAAGGAGCAUGGACCAAGCCAUGAUUGAUGUAUAACAUGAUUGGUGAAUAUAUGUUUGUCUAUGGGAUAGGACCAACUCAGUCCCCGUCCAGCCUCCACCCCUGCCUGCCUGCACCUGUUUACCCCAUCCAACAUAAAAACACCUUAACCCUACCUGGCAUUUCAUGUCAUGAUGUCAUCAGGAGACACACUGACUGAUGUCAACAAUCUGUUUUGUACACUUGGUCAAAGCGUCCAGAAUUCUGAGCUGUGUUUGAUCAUCCAGAAGAAGAUCUCUGCUUUUAUGUUUGUAUUUGACCUUGUAAAGUAUUAGAACAUGAAGACCAUGAGAUGAUGGUGCCAAAUAUGUGCUUUUGAAUGCGAAAAUGUGUGAUGAUCAAUUUUGUUAAUUGUUAUUAAAGCAUUUGAUAAUG
Molecule: messenger RNA, 10135 nt
Organism: Coregonus sp. 'balchen'
Lineage: Eukaryota; Metazoa; Chordata; Actinopteri; Salmoniformes; Salmonidae
Source: the annotation of a GenBank genome assembly